AUGGUGAAAAAGGGUCGUGGAAGUUUCCCUGUCAAGAAAAUCAAUCGACCAUCGCCAGUGGCAAAUAUUGCCAAAAUUGGAUCAUUGAUGCGGUAUCCAGAUUGCGAGUAUGCAAAUUCUUUGCUUCAUGAUGCCGUGAAGGAAUUGGCACCACUUAUUCACGAGUACGGUUUCAAAGUAGGUUUGGUUUGUGAGAUGUUCCCUAAGAGUCCCAAUUUGUUAGGACUAAAUGUCAAUAAAGGGCAGAAAAUAAUGCUCAGAUUGAGGUAUCACCACAAUGACCGACUGUUUCUACCGAUGUGUGACAUUAUUGGCACUUUUCUUCAUGAGUUGACUCAUAAUGUCUAUGGACCACAUGAUAAGCAAUUUUAUGAUUAUUUAAAUAAGCUCGAACGACGGUAUGAAGAAUUGAAAUAUGGAAACAGUGUAUCACAGUAUAUAUGCGAGGAAAAUACUUUGGGCCGUGGAGCUCUAACCAAUGGUAUUGUUGAUGUGAGAGCUAAAAGAUUGGCUAUAAUGAAUAAGCCCAAGUUUCAAUCAGAAAGUCACAGACUCGGGUCGGAGGAUAAAGUCAAGAAACCUUCUAGAAACUUUACCAAUAUACGACAAGCCAUGCAUGAAGCUGCUCAGCGACGACUUCAAGAUUCAAAGAGUUGUUCUUCAGUAAAAAGGGACCAAGGUGAUGAACCUUUAGACCAAGAGCUUCAAAUAAUAGACCUCGAUGAAAACAAAAAUGGAGGUGAUGAGAGUAAAAGGAGUGAAGGGAUUAUGAGGAGUGAUGGGAUUGUGGGGAGUGAUGAAAGUAAUGAGAAUGAGGGCGAAAUAAGAGUUAUCGUCAAAGACACCGUACGCAAAGAGACGCUGAGCUCAUCUAUACUCCGACUAGAGAACCUGCUGGUAAAAAACGUUGAACCACUUGAUGGAGAACAUAGUUCAAGCGUCAUUGAUUUAACUAAAGAAAAUGACAAUGUACUUAUAUCAUCUGAAGAGAUAAUAGUGAUAGAUUAG
Messenger RNA from Lodderomyces elongisporus, 1008 nucleotides. Its product is annotated as metalloendopeptidase. Gene Ontology annotation, biological process: DNA repair. Gene Ontology annotation, cellular component: nucleus. The record is from RefSeq and is a predicted model, not a curated record. The coding region runs from base 1 to 1008 and encodes 335 amino acids. The transcript has a single exon. Gene Ontology annotation, molecular function: metallopeptidase activity. NCBI's taxonomy places the organism in Eukaryota, Fungi, Ascomycota, Pichiomycetes, Serinales, Debaryomycetaceae.